Paramuricea clavata is the source of this 391-nucleotide messenger RNA. The record is from the annotation of a GenBank genome assembly. NCBI's taxonomy places the organism in Eukaryota, Metazoa, Cnidaria, Anthozoa, Malacalcyonacea, Plexauridae.
AGUGCUGAUGUCUGCCCAGCCCCCAAGAAAGCCAAAGUUGUUGAUAUAGAGAAUGCUUUAAGACCCAUAUCACUUACCUCACCAGCAGCGAAAGUCUAUGAGAUUCAUCUUAACUCACUACUACUUGAUCAUGUUGGCUCCAAAUUGAAUGAUCGCCAUUUCGGAUCUGUUAAAGGUUCGUCCACAACCUGUGCAUUGGUGGAUCUCAUGAACUUUCUAUAUUCCAAUACCGACAACCCAAACGAUGCAAUAAGACUCUGUUUUUAUGACUUGAGUAAAAGCAUUGAUAGAGUGGAUCACAACAUCUUACUGGAUAUCCUGAGAGAUAUGGAUGUUCAUCCUGUUGUAAUUCAGAGUAUUCGUAGUUUUUUUGACAGGAAGGCACCAAAGA